Pogona vitticeps (central bearded dragon) is the source of this 885-nucleotide messenger RNA. The record is from RefSeq and is a predicted model, not a curated record. Lineage: Eukaryota; Metazoa; Chordata; Lepidosauria; Squamata; Agamidae.
GCUUGUGAGAUGGCGAUGGAUGCGGCCGAGCCCACGGUCCUAGAUUGUAAAGGAGAUCAAAAGUGGAAUGCGAGGCCGGAUGUGGACUAUCCCCUCCGAGUUCUGUACUGUGGAGUCUGCUCAUUGCCAACUGAGUACUGCGAAUAUAUGCCCGAUGUGGCAAAAUGCAGACAAUGGCUAGAGAAGAAUUUUCCAAACGAGUUUGCAAAACUUACUGUAGAAAAUUCUCCUAAACAAGAAUCUGGCGUUGGAGAAGGUCAAGGCACGACGGGUGAAGAAGAAGAGAAGAAAAAGCAAAAGAGAGGUGGAAGAGGUCAGAUAAAACAGAAGAAGAAGACGGUCCCUCAGAAAGUUACGAUAGCAAAAAUCCCGAGAGCGAAGAAGAAAUACGUCACGAGAGUGUGUGGGCUCGCAACUUUUGAAAUAGAUCUUAAGGAAGCACAAAGAUUCUUUGCUCAGAAGUUCUCCUGCGGUGCCUCAGUAACAGGAGAGGAUGAAAUCAUCAUUCAGGGGGACUUCACAGACGACAUUAUUGACGUCAUUCAGGAAAAAUGGCCAGAGGUGGAUGAUGACAGCAUCGAAGAUCUAGGAGAAGUCAAAAAGUGAAACCGCCGUGUUGUAAAAACAGAAAUGAAACCCUGCCUUUUAACCAACAAACAGGUUCUAGUUGUUGUAGCCGAACUAAGGCUUUCAUGGUGUGCGUUUGCCUGCCAGCAGAACUGUUAAAGGGCACCCUUACUGUUGGCAUUUUCACUGUUCUGUAUUGGCUGCUUAUUUUCUGUUUGUGAUUUUUGCCAAAGUUAAAACUUAAGGGGAAGUGGGACGAUCAUGCUUCUGCAUGAAGUAGAGAUUUAAUUAAAUAAAGAUGUUGCUGCUCCUCACAAA